AUCUCCGAGAUUUUCGUAUAAUGCUUUUCGGUAGGUACUAAGAAAUUUCUUUGGUUUAACACCGGUUUACUCACAAGUUAUAGGGAUUCAGUCCGCAUAUCUCGGAUAUCAACUCGCCAGCAACCUUCUCAUCAGGACGUGCUCCGAAUGCUAAUUCUCUUCUCGAUGGAAUUUCGUCGACGUUGUCCUGGUAUGUUACCGCCGUCCCCUUCCUUUUUUGCGGGAUCACCGGUGGUUACAGAUUUCGAAAGAGAAGAAGAUUGAAUUGAUGAAUUUCAGAAGAGAACAAAACCUUUGAGAGAUGACAUCAAAUUCCAUUGAAACUAGUAACAAAGCUUAGAACUAAAAUCAUCACCGCCACGUCACUCUCAAAACUCACAACUCCAGGUUUUGUUAACUCACUCAAACUCUCCGGUUUUAUUUCUUCAACCGGUACUGAACCGGGUUUAAAAUUGUUUUGUCAAAAUAAACCGGUUUACUCAAAGUGGUAUAAAUAACCCCACCCCUUUCGAGUUGAAAACAUUUCAAGUUCAUAGAGAGUGGAAUUGUGCAUCAGUAACUCAUCAAUGGUGCAUAAUUCAGAGGAAAACCCUUACAAUCACUCAAUUUCCAUUGAAAGUUUAAACCGCUAUAAGCAUUUUCUCUAUGGACUCAACAAUCAAGUUAAUCAGCUUGAGAAGCAAGUAAAGGAGGUUGAACAGUUUUACCAAUCGAUUGAUGAUCUAAACAAUGAUUUCAAAAACAAAGGCUGGGAGAAGCCUCCUACUGGAUCUAAGAAGCCAUUGCAACGUGCUUUAGAAGAAAUGCAAGAGGAGAUCAUCCGCCAUUUCUCCAAAAUGUUGAGUGAGAUAACUCAGCACAGAUGGGCAUGGCCCUUUUUGGAACCCGUAGAUGUUGAAGGUCUCGGGCUGGAUGAUUAUUUUGAGAUCAUAAAGAAGCCUAUGGAUUUUAGCACUAUAAAAAUAAAAAUGGAGGCUAAAGACGGCUCUGGUUAUAAGAACGUGAGGGAGAUAUAUGCUGAUGUAAGGCUGAUUUUUAAUAAUGCAAUGAAAUACAAUGAUGAAAACAGUGAUACCCAUAAGAUGUCCAAGACUUUGCUGGACAUAUUUGAGAAGAAAUGGUUGCUUCUUUUGCCUAAAGUUGUUAAGGCGGAGAGUGAACUAUCAAAAGAAGAAGCACGUGAGAAUUUGACUAAAAAGCUUGCUCAAGAAAAUGCUUAUGCCAACAUGACUAGGAAGUUAAACGCUGAGCUUUCUAAGGCAGAUAUGACUUUGACGAAUCUCAAAACUACAAUGAUUGCAAAGUGCAGGAAACUGUCACCUCUGGAGAAACCGUUACUUGCGGCUGAAAUCACCAAAUUGUCUCCUGAUAACCUCCGCACCGCGUUAGAGAUACUUAAUGAGAAUAAUCCAAAUUUCCAAUAUAGUGUUGACAAUUUGACUACUGAAGAUGUGACCCUUGACCUUGACUCUCAGAGCAACUACAAUGUGUGGAGAUUGUAUAUGUUUGUCAAAAAUGCGCUAGAACUUCAAGAUGCAGCAAGCGCGGUUACUCAAGAUAACAACAUUGAGGAAAAGGAAUCAGAUGCCAAAAGAAGGAGAAUGGUGUGAUUCUCUGACCAAAGUCAUGUAAUAAGAACAAAAAAUAAAAAAUAUCUAUGUUAUGAUUCAGUUAAGCAACAAAUAAGGUAGUUUUCUACAUGCUAAAAAAACAUGUAGUUUGGCCACGAGGUUAGGUCUUCUGAAAUCGUUUAUUGGAAGGUCAAUGGUAGAGCAUAAAAACACCAAUAAGCUCUCCUUAUUUGACAAUUUUUUGGAACAUAUUGAACUACAAUCUUAAGUAUUCAGUAUACCUUUUAAGGUAAA
This is a messenger RNA of Vicia villosa (hairy vetch), 1865 nucleotides long. RefSeq names its product transcription factor GTE1-like. The transcript is spliced from 8 exons. Bases 567 to 1610 code for a protein of 347 amino acids. The record is from RefSeq and is a predicted model, not a curated record. NCBI's taxonomy places the organism in Eukaryota, Viridiplantae, Streptophyta, Magnoliopsida, Fabales, Fabaceae. Gene Ontology annotation, molecular function: protein binding.